Schistosoma margrebowiei is the source of this 8367-nucleotide messenger RNA. The record is from the annotation of a GenBank genome assembly. NCBI's taxonomy places the organism in Eukaryota, Metazoa, Platyhelminthes, Trematoda, Strigeidida, Schistosomatidae.
UACUACUAUUACUACGACUACUACUAGUACUACAUGUUUAUAUACAUGUGUAUAUGUAUGUGUACAUCAAUACAUAUGGUUAAAUACAAAACAUAUAUGUAUCCAUGACUCACAAACAGAUUUUAGAUGCUUCUAUCUGAUUCUUUUCUUUUUCCUUGUUUUUGUUGUUUUGGUUAAUCUACUUGUAUUUCAUUAAAUCUUUCUGAUCCAUCACUAAUUUCACUAUCUAUACACUUUUGUAAAAAAAAAUGAUUUUGAUUAAGAUAUGAAACAAAAAUUGUUCAUCAGUUCUGGGAGAGAAAAAAAAACCCCACGAAGUACUAGUACACAUUGAUUUAAAGACAGAUAAAGAAAGUCUUAAUUGACAAGACUAUAUGUUAUUGUAUAAUACAAAUUGAAAGGAUCUCUUUAAUUACAAUUACUGUGAUUGUUAUAUCAAAUACAUAUGUAUAUAUAUCUUGAAUAAUUUGUGGAUUCAUGUCAAUAUAAUCUCCAUUGAAGUGUCGAAGAGUGAUUAUCUAUAUCUAUAUCUGUAUAUAUAUAUACAUAAAACUUACAUUUAAUACAACAAGAAAUUAUGCACGAUGAGGUCAGUGAAACAGAAAAUAUACGCAAAAAUUUGGCUAUUGAACGUAUGAUUGUAGAUGGAUGUGAUUUAUUGCUUGAUGUCAAUCAAGUAUUUGUACGUCAAGGUACAUUAAUUCAAGUUAUGUGUGACAAAUUACGUUCCUCUCGUUCAAGAUUAGGAAAUUUUGGAUCAUCUUAUCGUGAAAGAAAAGAAGCUGUACGUCAAGUAUUUUUAUUCACUAAUCAUUUAUUGAUUACUGCUCGUACUAAUAAUGGUAAAUUAAGAUUAGUCAAGAACUGUGGUAAAAUCUCAUUGGUUGAAUGUACUUUAGUUGAAGAUACCACAACAGAAUUAUUCAAUGUGGAUGAUGAAGAUCAAUUGAAUGUUACAAAUGAACAAAAAUGUCAACAAGACAAUACAACACACAUGACAAAAAACAAUACAACACCAAUAAAUGUAAAUACUAAUGUUGAAUUAAAUACGCGUAAUUCUAUUCCAGUGAGUACACUUGGUACCACUUCUACUAUUAAUACUACUACAACGAGUAAUAGUAUUAGUAAUACUACAUAUGAAUUAGGUCAACAACUUCCACAGAAUUUAAAUAAACGUUACAUAUGUCCAGAUUCAACACUUAAUCGAUAUACCCAUGUAAAUAAAUCAAAUCAAAUGGAUUCAAUAUCAAAGUCUACAACAAUAACAGGAACGGUACAACAACAAUCGAUUCCAUGUCUCUCUCCACAACAUAGACAUUCUACCUCAUUAUGCAUAGGAACUAAUAUUAGUAAUAAUGAGAAUGAAUUACAUGAUGUAGUGACAAACUGUUGUAUUACACCAAUAUGUAGUACGGAUAGUUAUUCUCCUAGUAGUAAUACAAUCGAUGAAGCUCGUGCAGUUUUAGUUACUACUGUUACUACAAUGACAACUGCUAAUAUUAUUACUACCACUACAAUGACACCAACAAUGAACUCUACAAAUACUUCUUCUUCCUCUAUUCUACAUGGCCGUAAUAAUUCCAAUGUAUCAUAUUCAACAAUAACUUCACCAAUAAUCACGACAAUAAUAACACCAGAUAUAAAUAUUACGAAUACUAGUCCAUUAUUAACAUCAUCAUCAUCAUCAUGUAUUCAACCGACAAGUCCAUUAUCAUUUUCAAUGUUACAUAGAUUAAGUAGUAACAUGGGUUUAUUUAAUUCAAUUAACAAUAACAACAAUAAUAAUACAUGUAUUAAUGACAAAACAGAUUAUGGUAAUUUAGAUUUUCGUUUAAUAUGGGAACCAAAAAAUGGUCAACCAACAAGUAUAUGGCUUGUUGCAUCAACAUUACAAGAGAAAGCUGCAUGGUGUUCUGAUAUUAGUCAAUGUAUUGAACAAUUGCAUUAUGGAGAUAUUUUAAAUUCAGCUCAAUCGGAUGUUUCUUCUGUAGCAAUGCCUCAAUCUAUUCGAUCGGAUCCAAAAUUGUUUAAAGAUGAUGUAGAUAUUAAAUUUAGUCAUACAUUGAAUUCAUGUAAAGUACCACAGAUUCGUUAUGCAACAGUUAGUCGUUUACUUGAUCGACUAACUGAUGCCAGAUUCUUAUCCAUAGACUUUUUGAAUACUUUUCUACUUACCUACCGUGUAUUUACCACUGGUCUGUCAGUGAUAUGGGCAUUAAAUCAAGUUCUAGCAAAUCCAGAUAUAGAAAAUGGUGGAAAUGCACCACAUUCUAAUCAAAAUCAAUCAUUUACCUACUCUCAUUUUGAUAAUCCUGAACAACGUGAUCGAUUAUAUACAGCUAGACCAUCAGAAAUUUCAUUGAAUAUAAAUCGUUUACCUGUUUUAGAAGAAACUGUACAUAGUAACACUGAUGAUAUAUCAUCAAGUUCAAAUUCUAUUACACAAAUAGAAAAUCAAUUAGAAACUAAUAAUACUACUAAUAAUAAUAGUAAUAUAAUCAAUAGUAUAUCAAAUCAAUUAAUGACAAAUUUAUCAUUAAACAAACAAGAUUCAUUGAUGAACAAUGACAUUUCAAUCACUUCAUCUCCAUUACCAACAACAGUUCACGGUACUACUGCUACUACCACUACUACUACUACUACUACUACUACUACUACUACUAAUAAUAAUAAUAAUAAUAAUAAUAAUAAUAAUAAUAAUAAUAAUAAUAAUAAUAAUAAUAAUAAUAAUAAUAAUGUAUCAAUGAAAUUACAUAAAAAAUCAAUUCCUCGUCCAUUAUCUACAUCAGAAACAGUUAAAUAUUGUUCACCUUCUAUAACAAUAUCAAAUAUAAUGAGUCGAUCAGCAAUUAAUGAUAAUCAUAGUUCAUCAUUAUUAUUUGAUAAACAAUCUAAUAAACAUUUAAUGAAUAAAAGUUUUCAAUCAUCUACAAUUGUAACUAUUCCAAUUCAAACAACAUCUACAACGAUGUUAAUUCCACGUUCACCUAUUUAUAGUAAAUUUGUUGAUUUAAGAGAUGAUCCACCAUUAGAAUUACCUAUUUUACCAGAUAUAAAAACAACGGAGAAAAAACAGAAACAAACUGAAUUCAAACCAAAAUUAGACAAUAUCAUCUCAUCUAAUUUAUCUUCAAUUGAACAAAAUGAAUCCAUGAAUAAUGUCAAAGAGCAUACACGUUUAGCUCCAUUAGCAUCAUGUGAAGUAAUACCAGAUGAAUCGGAGACAAUCAAUUUUAAACAAGAAUCAUUUAAUAAUAAACAAUUAUCUGUAUCUAUGACCAACAAUGUAAAUAAUAUCAAUAAUAUAGACAAUCAAUAUCAAUCUAAUCCCGGUGUAACGAAUUCCCUCAAUCCUAAUUUACAUAAUCUAACAUGUAAUCAUUUAGAUAAUCAAUUGGAUCAAUGUAAAAAUGUGUUCAAUCAAGAAAAACAUUUCAAAUUGGAUCAUGUUGAAAUAACAAAACAAGAAGGAAUUAAAACAGAAGAACAAUACAAGCAUAAUUUAUUAGCAGAUAUAUCAAAAUCAGAUGUGGCCAUAUCCAUUUCAUAUGAAAAUCAGCCAACUGAACAUUUUAAAUAUCCACCAACUGGAGAAAUUGAUUCUAAGAAUGUGACAAAGACAAAUGAGGAACGUUUAGAUCAAUUAACGAUGUUGACUAGUCAGCAACAAUUGAGUUUUCUUCAUUGGCCAUCUAAUAAUCUUAUUCAUAGCAGCAGCAGCAGCAAUAAUAAUAAUAAUAGUCAGUAUUCAAAACUAACAAAAUCUCCAUCAUCACUUAAUUAUUCAAAUGAUAAUAAUCGAUUAUUAGAGAGUUAUUUAAAUCAAACUAUUGGUUCAUCAUUAUUAGCAACAGAAACCAAUACAGAUCGGAUACAAUCACGAAGAAGUUUUGAUAAAGUUACUGAAGAUAAUAUACAACAACAACAACAACAACAACAACAAAUACCAUUGGAAUGUCAAAAACAAUCAAAAGAUACUACUGAAUUAUCAAAUCAUACUUCAAUUAAACAAUCAACAAUUAUGUUAAAAUCAUCAUCAUUAACAAUCAAUAAUACAACUAAAUAUUAUCCAGUUGCUGAAAGUUUAGAUUUAGCUACACGUUUAACAAUUUUAAAAAAAUCCCCUAAAUCAUUUACAGCAUGUCAAUCAUUAGCAAAACAUACAAUGAUUGCAGCAUUAAAUUGUUCUGGUGCAUUUGUACAUUUAAAACCAACAUCAAUAAUACAAUAUCCAAUUCAUCAAUCAUCAAAUGAUGAGAAUGAUAAUAAUAAUCAUAAUCAUAAUCAUACUCAAUUAAAAUAUUUAGAUAAUUAUUUACAAUGUAAAAAUAUAAUGAUUCGAUCAUCUCCAUCAAGUCCAAAUAAGUAUUCAACAGGGAUUUGUUCAGAUAUUAAAAAUGCAAAACAAUGUGUGAAUAUACGUGGUACCUCACAAGAAAGCGAGAACACGGAUAUAGAUUCAUUCAAAACUGUCAAACAUGUUUCUACGAAAUCCACUGAUGUUUUAGAAACUUCAACAAACAUUAAACAGUCAAUUCAAAGUCAUAACAAACAGACUGGAGUAGUUAAUUUGAAUCAAACAACAAAUGAAUUGCGUCAUACUAUUGGAAAAGUCAAUCGAAAAGAAAUGGACCAUUUAGAUGAAAAUAAACCAUCCUUGGAAACAAUCAAUUCAUUAUCAUCAAAUAACAUUCAACGAAUUUCAGAUAUAAUAUUAAAAGAUAGAAAAGAUUCACUUAUUCCUCAACAAUUAGGAAUUGUUGACUGUGCCAGAGGAUCUGUAGUAUCAUGGUCCGGAGUUUCAAAUGUAUCAAAACCUAAACGUCCAUCAGUGUUCUCAUGCCCUGAAGCAGAAAUUGAAUCACCUAGAUCAAGUGUUAUAAAUCCAUCUCUUAAUGAAUUAGCUUCUAAUAAACGAACUCGACCAGGAGCAGUGGUCACUUCGUCUAGAAGAUCAAAACGACGAUCGAGUAACACAGCAGCUGCUCAAGCAUUUGCAGUCGCAACAGCAGGCAGUGCUAAUCCUCUAGCUGCAGUCGGAAUUAUGGGUUUAGGACCAAAUCUUUUUCGUUCUAGUGGUUAUCGUUUCACUGCUGGUACAGCGACUUCUGUAGCUUCACAAACUGGUCUAAGAUCAGGCCUAAUUCCUCAUUCCAAUCCUUCUAUUGGUAACAUUACUAAUACCUCAAUUAUCAAUAAUGGUAGUAAUAAUAGUAGUAAUGUUAUGUCUACAGUUUUAAUAAAUCGUUCACAAGUUCAAAAUACUCCUAACUAUACUUAUCCACUAUCUCCUGGUAUUUCUAAUAAAGUAAUGUCACCAACAACCAUGGGAACAAGUGGAACAGUAGUAACAACAACAAUAAUAACCUCAUCAAUGGUAUCAACAACACCGACAGUAAAUACUACAUUUCGUUUAAAUUUAAAUAAGAGUGGACUGAAUCUAAUUACAACAUCAACACCGGGAACAAUAACAAAUACUAAUUCAAUAUCAAAUAACAAUACAUUUAAUUUUCAUUCGUAUAAUUUAACCAGUCCAACAUUAAUACAAUCAUCAUGUCUUGGUGUUGGAUCCAAUACAGGACAUUGUAUAAAUCAAGCAAAAAGAAAUACAAUGUUAGCGACAGCAUCAUGUUUACGUGUAUUGAAUGUUGUAAGACAUUGGAUAACUAAAUUUCCAGAUGAUUUUGAAAGUGAUCCAGUUUUAAAACGAGAAAUGCAAACUCUAUUAGAUACUUUAGUCACUUGUCCUCAUUUAAUGCCUAAUGAUCAAAAAGUAGUCAAUCAAUUAUUACUUCAAAUGAUUUCUGAUCAAUUAGUACAAGAUAGAAUUGAUCUUGAUAGUAUAUUAACACCAAGACAAAUUCCAUCAGAGAAAAAUUUUGAUCAACUAUCUGCAUUGGAUAUUUCAGAACAAUUAACUUUUCUAGAUUUUCAAAUAUUUCGGUCAAUACGUAGCGAGGAAUUACUUAAUCAAUCUUGGAUGAAAUUAGACAAAGAAGAGAAAGCUAAACAUGUACUGCUUGUUUGUAAACGAUUCAAUGAGGUUAGUCGCCUAGUUGUUUCUGAGAUUAUAUCACGAACAGAUUUAAAUGAUCGAGUUAUGUGUAUUGAUAAAUGGGUUGCUAUCGCUGAUAUUUGUCGAUGUAUGCAAAAUUACAAUGGUGUAUUACAAAUAUGUUCAGCAUUAGUCAAUAGUUCUGUAUAUCGACUUAAACGUACCUGGGAACGUGUUAGUAAACAAACAAAACAAUCAAUUGAUCGUUUACAAAUGCUUGUUGCAUCCGAUGGACGAUUUAAAUCAAUGCGUGAAGCUUUACAUAGAUGUGAUCCUCCUUGUAUUCCUUACCUUGGAAUGUAUUUAACCGAUUUAUCAUUUAUUGAAGAAGGUGCAUUGAAUAUUACAGAGAAUAAUUUGGUCAAUUUUUGUAAAAUGCGUAUGAUAGCUCAUGUGAUACGGGAAGUUCAACAGUAUCAUCAAACACCAUAUCUUAUAACGCAUAGACAAGAAGUUACUGAUUAUCUAUUAGAUCCAUCAAGAUUACUUGAUGAAGAACAAACUUAUCAAGCAUCAUUAAUUAUUGAACCAAGACAAUCGAUUAAUCGACAAUCUUUAUCAGGAUUUACAUAAUCAAUCAAUCAAUCAAUUAAUCAAUAAUUUUAUAUUGGAAUUAGAAAUCAAGAUAUUGAUUAUUUUCUAUAUUUAAAUAAUAAUUAAAGAAUUAAAUUGCCUUGUUGUCAAGUGUUUGUUUAUUUUUGUUUUCUUUCCAAACUAUAUUCAUUCUUUAUUGUUUUCUUUUGUACUUCUCUUUUAUAUCAUUUAAAUAUAUUGAAAGAAGAAAACAAAGGGGGUUCCUUAUUGGAAUUUAGUUACUAAGUCAAUAUAUUUGCAUUUAUAUGUGAUUGGAAAAUAAACAAACAAACAAACAAAAAAAGUGAUUUAUGUUUAUCAUUUUUUGAUUUCUUUAUUGAUUAAGGGUUUGUUUUGUUUUUGUUUUUGUUUAUUAUGUGUAAUCAUUAAUUGUGAUUUAUCAAUAUGAUCAUUGUACAUUCCAUAAUACACAUUUUUUUAUUUUAGGCAGUUUUCUUUUCUUUUUUUUCGUUGCUUUGGUUUCGGAUAUAAAUGUGAUUUUCAUUUGAAUUUUAGAAGAAGAAAGUUAACUAUUAUCUAUUACAUAAUAAUAGUAAUAGUUAGAACUAAUUAUCUUUGAUUGGUUUUUUUCGCUUUUUUUUUCUUUCAUUGUAUGUGUGCUCAUUAUAUCAUUUUGACUAUCAAUAUGAUCAAUCCACCCCUCUCUCUCUCUCCAUAUAUAUAUUUAUGUAUAAGUUUCUUUAGAUUAUUUCUUUUUAUCUGUUUCUAUGCAACAUUCCAUUAUUGUUUUUAAUUUGUUCAAAGAAAAGAAAUAAGAAAACAAAAUACUUUUUCUAUGAAUGAGAUGAUAAAUUCCUUAAAUUUGUUAUUGUUACUCUCGCUAUCAUUUUUUUUUUCAUAUUUGAUCAUUGAAAAAGCGCCAAUUUGAUGAACUUAUCUUUUAAAUCAAAUAUGCUGCAUUUUAUGUUGUUUUUGUUGUUGCUAUGCUUAUUUUUUUGUUGCUAUGCUUAUUUUUCUGUUGCUAUGUCUCUUUUCGUAUGUAUACAUAUAUGUAAUUGUAAACAUGUUUAAUAUUAAGCAUCAUAUUAAGUGUUAAACUAUUUUAUUUAUGUGUAAUUUUGUAACUUUGAUAAUUUACUACUAAUUGAAUUUAGUUUUAUGAUAGAAACAUACACAUAGAUGGUUCAUGUCAAAUUCUUAUUUGUUUGUCCGGCUGAUAUUCCAUUUUCUUUUCUUUUUCUUUUCUCAAGAAUAUGAUUUCACUUUUCGUCAGAGAUAUCAAAUAAUUUUUAUUAUUAUUGUGAUUAUAUAGACAGACAGACAGAUAGAUAGAUAGAUAUUUGAUUGUUUUAUUGAAUAGAGAAAAAUAUAGAGAGAGAAAAAUAAAAAAAGAAGAAAAAACAAAAAAACAAAAGAUAAUUUUCAUCUUAUUUUUAUGUUUCUAUAAAAGAGAUUUAAGAAAAAAAAUAUUAUUGAUUUUUAUAUCUUAUAUUAAUUGGUUGUUAUGGUUUUAUUCUUUCAUGUUUUUAAUGAUUUUAUUCAAUAAGCAUUGAACAAACAUUGAACAUUGAACAUUGAAUAAUAAACACAUAAAGAAUAUGCAUAUAUAUAUUGCUUUAUAUUAUAUUCAUUGUGAUUCAUUUCUUGUGAUGAAUGUGUAUUACAUGUAUUGAUUGCAUUUCUUUUUUGUUUUAUUUCUCUUUGUUUUGUUUUUCGUUUUGUUUUGUUCAAAAGUGUAUAUUACAUAAUAAUGAAGUAAAGAGAUGAAUCAGAUUUUU